Messenger RNA from Schistosoma rodhaini, 4429 nucleotides. The record is from the annotation of a GenBank genome assembly. Lineage: Eukaryota; Metazoa; Platyhelminthes; Trematoda; Strigeidida; Schistosomatidae.
CAAAGGAUAGCGGUUGAUCUCUUUAGAACACAGGACAGUAAUAUAAACAAAUAUACAUACAACUCUAUGUAAGUUGUAAGUAUCAAUACAAAUAACAUACAACCAUAUUAGAAAACGAGUGGCUAUUUUCAACCUAUUAAAUAAAUCCAAAAAAUUUUUCUUGUCUGGACUAUUUUCGUUCGAAGAUAAAAAUAAAAUAGAAGGGAGAUAACAGGUGGAGUUGUGUGUUAUAAUUCAUGAAGAGAGGGACAUAUAAUUGGUAUGAUCGAUUCAUUCUAAUAGUUGACCAGUAUUUUGCGCGUAUCGAUCCAAUAUUAACUAGAUAUUAUAAGUUCGUCUACAUGAUGAUUGACGAUGGUCAGAGAAAUUCAUGAUCUUUCUAUAUUCUGAAUAAAAAAUAAAUAAAUAAACUUCGAUUUACUCCCCUUCUACUCGUGAUAAACUAACUACUAGCCUUCUAUCAAUUUUCAUAUAUAGAUCAAGUUGUAUGUAUGUUUUACGGGCUUUUAAAAGUUCGACUAGGAUAGAAGCGAAAAUCUUUAUGGUCGUUAAUGCUAAUUCAUUGAGUGGGUGUUCCAACUGGAAUAUCUAGAAACAAGCAAAUUCAUCAAAACAAAUAUAUAUACUUAUUUGAAGAACAAGAAAGAAAAGAACUAUUCAUUUAUAAACUGUACAUAACUAUAGAUAACAAACAAUCUUCAACGAACUGAACAAAUUCAUAAUCUCCGAAGAAGAUCUCAUUACUUAUUCGUUAAGCUACAUUGUUCAUAUAGAAGUCAUACUAAAGAAUAAUUCAUAAAAAUUACAGUUUCAAUGAAGAGUCAAAAGUCUAAUCCAAUAAACGAAUAUUCUUCUUUUACAAAUUUAUUAUUUCAACAACAUCAUCUAUCAGCUUUUUCCAUUCCAUCACCAAUAAAUAAAACACAAAAUAUUAUUAAACCUUCUAGUACUCAUAAAGAUCUUUCAACCAUCAGUAAAUAUUCAAAUCUAUCACAACAAUCUUAUAAUACAUCAAUAAAACAAUCUUCUAGUAGUAAUCCAGUACAAGUAAAUGUACAACCAUUUGUCAAAGACAAUGAAGCAUCUAUUAACCGAUCAUUUUAUACUCAAUUAUAUAAUUUAAUGUAUUCAAAAUUAUCAAAUAAAAUACUGUAUAGUACCAAUGACAAUACUAAUAAUAAUCAUAGUCUGUUGAAUAAACCACGAUAUUCCCCUUAUUCAAUUCCAUCAGAUAUUGAAAGAAACAAAUUAGUUAAUGUAUUCAAUAAACCAUACACUUCAAUACAUUCAAAUAAAAUCAAUAUUAAUCCGAUUGACCAUGUGACCAACGUUGUUCAAUAUUCCAAUAAUCUCGGUCAAUCUAAAAUACAAAGUUCAAAAGUUUAUGAACAUAAUAAUAAAAAGAAAACUUUAUCAUUAAAUAGAAAUAAAUCAACCAUUUAUAAUGAUAAUAAUCAGUGUCAAAGCUCAUCAACAAAUGUAUAUUCAUUAAACCGAUGUAAUAGUUGUCCAUCAAUAAUCAUUUCUAACUCCUCCUCCUCCUCAAUAUCAUCAUCAUCAUCAUUAUCAUGGUACUCAAAUAAUCCUUCUAAAACUUUAAAGUUCCGUAGUACAAGUUAUGAUUCAUUAUUAUUGGAUAAACAAAAUAACUUUAAAAGAUUAAAUAAGCCUAAUUCAUUGUAUCAUCAAUGUUAUCAUCAUUAUCCAUUGAAAAUGUCUUCAUCUUGUCCGACAUCUACUUCAUUACUAUUUGAUUCAUUAAAACAACAUUUUAUUCAGAAUCAAUCUAUUGAAUAUAAUCAAUAUAAUGUAAAUAAUGACAAUCAUUCAAUAAAUGAUAGAAUUUGUACUGAAACACCAGUAUCACUUCCUAGGAAAUGCACUAAUCAGAUGAAUGAAGUGAACAAUAUUCCUGAGGAUAAUAAUAAUAAUAAAUCAAUACAGACUCCAAUACGUGAAACAUUUCUACAUUAUUAUUGGGCAUAUUAUUAUGAAGAAUUAAUGCGUUAUUAUAUUCAACAUCAAAUAUCAACAAUGAACAAUUGUCCUAUUAAUUAUAGGGAUCCAAUGAAUACUACAACAACAACAACUACUACUACUACAAUGACUACAACUGAUAAUUCACAAUCAUGUGUAUAUUCUCAACCGAAAUCAAACCUCUUGAAUGUCAAUACUAAUAAUAAUGGCCAUUUUAAUAACCUUACUACUGAUUCAUUGAAAUCACCUGUUACACAAUAUAAUACAAUGAAUUACAUUGAUCAUUCUAAAAACUAUGGAAAAAAGUCUAAUAGAAAACCAUUUCAAACAGAGAAUGAUCCGAAUACUUUAGAAAAUUAUGAUAGAUUAAAAAAUGGUAAUCCUAUUAAGAAUACUACUAAUACUACUAUUACUACUAGUAGUAGUAUUAGUAGUAGUAAUUAUUAUAAUAUUCAACAAAUUAGUGAAAAACUGAAUACUUUUCAUGUACCAGAAAAGGUACAGUUUGGGAAUUUAAUUAAUCUUCAAAAUGAUCUAGUCUGUAAUAAGAACUAUACGACGACUUCUCUCUUGACACCUAAUACUUUGCUUCAACAGAAAAAUAAGUUUUAUAAUUAUAAACCUUUUAACAAUAACACUGAAAUGAGAAAUAUUGUAAAAACUACAAAUUAUCAAGAUUUAUUUGUGAGAACACCUCCUUUUCCGGUUACUGGUAGUUUAAGUACUACUGAAAUUAAUCAUAUUAGUAAUGAGCAACACAUAGUACCAUCGGAUAAACAAUAUUUCAUAAAUCAGUCGGAUAAUAAUAUUAGUAAUAUACAUAAUCCUCCGGGAAUGAAUAAACGCACUCGAUUACACCGAGACUUACAUUCAUUGCGUCUGUCACCUGUUGUCAGAGUGUGUAAUAAUAAUAUUGAUGGUAAAACAAAUAGUGAUAGAAUUUUAGAACCACGUCAAUAUUCACCUUCAAAAAGACUACCAUCUUUAUCGUCACCAUCGGCAGCGUCAUCAUCGUCAUCACCAAACAUCCCUGUGCCGUUCUCGAAUAUGAUGCCCUCUUUAACAGCAUCGGUAUUAUCGCCGCAGACAAAAUUCUGUCGGUCAGUAUCUAUACCGCUGGAUAAUCCCAGCGGUUCAGUGACAUUAAAACGUGAUAAUAAACGUAAUGAUACAUGUGAAUAUUGCGGUAAAAUAUUUAAAAAUUGUAGUAAUUUGACUGUACACAGACGUAGUCAUACAGGUGAAAAACCAUAUCAAUGUAAAUUAUGCAAUUAUGCUUGUGCACAAUCAUCCAAAUUGACAAGACAUAUGAAAACGCAUGGAAAAGAUGGUAAACCAAGAUAUUUGUGUAAAUAUUGUCAUACACCAUUUAUAGUACCUUCAACAUUGGAAAAACAUAUGCGUAAAUGUAUGCAUGCAAAACAUAUAUUUGGAUCACAUACUGCUACACGUCAUAAACAAAUGUUAAAACAAAAUUCUCCUGGAAAAUUUAUACAAUCUUGGCUAGUAGCAGCAGCAGCAGCGGCGACAGCUACAUCUGGAUCUUCAUCUGGACUGUCAACAGAAAUUGUAGAAAAUGAAAGACAUCAAAGUGAUUCUAUAAACUAUAAAUUAAACAAUCAUAGAAAAUUUAAAUCACGUAUUUCUCCAAUUCAUACAAUGGUAAUGACCAAAACAACAACAACAACAACAGAUCCUUUAAUAACAACAAAUAAAGAUAUGACAGUUACAUCUACAACAAGAAAUACUGAUCGUAUUCGAAAAAGAUUAAAGUAUACCAGUUUACAUCAGUUGAAUAAAUUAUCCAAUAAAACAAUCAAUUCUUCAAUUCAUUAUUUACUUCCAUUGUUACAAAAUAAUAAUAAUAAUAAAUAUUAUUCAACUAGUAAAAAUGUUCCAUUUAAUAUUGAUUCACAGUUGAAACAUUUUUCUAACGAUCUUAAUAAUGAUCAUAAUAUUAUGAUGUGUGAGAAAAGUCAGCUGAAACCUCCAUUCACUUCUGGAUCCUAUAAAUACUUAACUACAGUUACUGAGAGUAGUAAUAUAAGUGACAAAGAUAACCUAUUCCCAACAUCAGUUUUAUCUUACACUGAUCAUAUAGCAUCCGUUAAACAAUCAACAAUGAAUACUAACAAUUUAUUUGUCCCACCACCUUGUCUACCGGUUUCAUUUUUAGAUACGGUGAAAGUGAAUACUUCUUUAUCAAAUAAUUAUCAUCUUACUGAAAAUAUGAAAUCGAUCAACCAUAUUACUGCUACUUCUACCAGUAGUAGUAAUAGCAGCAAUAAUAAUAACAAUAAAAAUGAAAGAAAUUUAUCAUUUUUAAUGUCUAAAAUUCUAGAUACUUCACGAAAUACAGAAAUAUUAUCCAUUAAUUCAAAUUCAUCAGUUCCAUCUUCAACAUUAUACAUCUGAAAUGUAUUCAGAAGAAGAAGAAGAAGAAGAAGAAGAA